Salvia splendens (bonfire salvia) is the source of this 1342-nucleotide messenger RNA. Its product is annotated as probable protein kinase At2g41970. The record is from RefSeq and is a predicted model, not a curated record. Gene Ontology annotation, molecular function: ATP binding; protein tyrosine kinase activity. NCBI's taxonomy places the organism in Eukaryota, Viridiplantae, Streptophyta, Magnoliopsida, Lamiales, Lamiaceae. Gene Ontology annotation, biological process: protein phosphorylation. Bases 93 to 1196 code for a protein of 367 amino acids. The transcript is spliced from 6 exons.
CUUGGCGAUUUGCUUAAUUCCCAUCUUUCUGUCUCCUUAACAGGAAUUGUGUGCAGAUAUUGUAGUAAUUGGUAGAUUUAAAAGGGUGAGAAAUGUUGUGCUGUGGAGGUGGUGAGGAAGAAGCCGCCGGGCCUCCACCAAGCCAAUACCCUACCCCGCUUAAGCCCGGUUACGCCGGCACCACCGGAGGAGGUGGAGGCGAUCGAGGAGACCCUCGGGGUGGCGGAAGAGGCGGGGCACCUAAAAAGGCGUUGCCAAUCGAUCUUCCGGAGUUGUCGUUGAACGACCUAAACCGGCUAACCGACAAUUUCGGCCAAAAAUCCCUCCUCGGCGAGGGCUCCUACGGCCGAGUAUACUACGCCACCCUAAGCGACGGCCAGCCCGCCGCCAUCAAGAAGCUUGACACGAGCACCUCGGAGCCCGAUACGGACUUCCCGGGCCAGCUUUCCACUGUGUCGAGGCUUAAAAACGAGAACUUCGUGUCAUUGCUCGGAUACUGCUUAGAAGGAAACAACCAUAUUUUGGUGUAUGAAUACGCGGCGAUGGGCUCAUUACAUGACGUUUUGCACGGUCGGAAAGGGGUGCAGGGGGCCGAUCCCGGCCCGAUGCUGACGUGGAAUCAGAGAGUUAAGAUUGCCCACGGAGCGGCCAAGGGUCUUGAGUUUUUGCACGAGAAAUGCCAGCCGUCGAUCGUGCAUCGUGAUAUUAGAUCUAGCAAUGUGCUUCUGUUUGAUGAUUUUCUUGCCAAGGUUGCUGAUUAUAGCUUGACCAACCAGUGCUCCGACACCGCGGCUCGUCUGCACUCCACUCGGGUUCUUGGGACCUUCGGUUACCAUGCUCCCGAGUAUGCGAUGACGGGGCAAAUAACUCAGAAGAGCGAUGUUUAUAGCUUUGGAGUUGUGCUUUUAGAGCUUUUGACGGGGAGGAAGCCGGUGGACCACACUAUGCCAAAAGGGCAACAAAGUUUAGUCACAUGGGCAACUCCAAGAUUGAGUGAAGAUAAAGUGAAACAAUGCAUAGAUCCAAAGCUGAAAGAGGACUAUCCUCCUAAGGCCAUGGCCAAGAUGGCAGCAGUGGCGGCACUGUGUGUGCAAUACGAGGCCGAUUUCCGACCAAAUAUGACGAUCGUGGUCAAGGCUUUGCAGCCACUUCUCAAUGCAAAACCAGCUGGAGCUGCUGCAGAUUCUAAUGCGUGAUCCCAUCAGCAGUAUUCAUCUCCAAAAUUCAACAUUUUUUUGUAUCUUUAUUAUUAGCCUUUUGUCUCAGCUUGUUCUAGCUAACUGAUAGAGGUCUUCUACACAUGAUAUAUUGUAGAUUAUCAAACAUAUCAUGUUGUUGCCGA